GGAUGUUCCAUGACUUCGCCAACUUCGAUGCUGAUCUUGUUAAGGCUCCCGCCAAUUCUCAUCUCUGGCUGCAUCCCUGUAAAGAAUUCUAGCCGAUGAAUAUUCGUACAGAGAUGAGGCAAUCAGUAUACAUAGAUAGAGAUGGGGCAAUCUUUGGCAGCCCUAAUUCGUGUGGCUGGGACGUAUCGAAAGCCACCUCAAUGGCGAGCAUGUUCCAGGACUGUGAUCAAUUCAGAGUUAAGGGUUUUCGCAUUUCAUCCUACACUAUCAUACUUGACUUGUUUCCCGAUAGGAAAGAAGUGAAGGAUAUUUUGGAGAAUACAAUAGCGCAACCACUAACAGAGGUCGCGGGCUGGAAAGGUGGGACGUGUCAAGUGUGACCGAUAUGGAUUUCAUGUUUUCUGGCAAUUCCGCUCUUGAUGCGUUCUUGGGUCGCUGGGACGUGUCCUCGGUGCGAAGCAUGAGGGGCGUGUUCAGAUAUGCCACUGCGAUGACGGGGGGAGGCAUAAGUGCGUGGAAUGUCGCAAACGUCACAGAUAUGAGGGACAUCUUCUGCGGAGCUUCUUCGUUCAACGAACCAAAUUUAGGGAAAUGGAACGUCGCUGCUGUGGAGAGAGUUCAGGAUGCGUUCUAUGAUGUACCAUUCGCGCAGCCGCUUAAUGACUGGGAUCUAUCGAAAGCAUUUUUCGGAGAUUGGCUAGAUGACGGAAAGAAAGCUACGCCGACCCGCUCUCAUUCAGCAUUUAUCGACGUUUAUUUGGGGCUCGACACUUCCAGACUUCCUCGCUCUCUCUGGCCGCGCGAUCCCACGAAGAAAUCCACAGAAGGUCACAUUGCAGUGCCUCCCGUGUCCCGAGCCUCUGCGUCUAAAUCUCCUCCAUGGACUGUUGAGUCGACGGAAAUGUUAUCAGGACUUGCCGCCCGCGAAGCGCCUCCCUCGUGGCUGGAGACAGCGGCACCGCCUUGCUGCUGCGGUCGCAAGGCCGCUUGAUUGAUGUCCUUAUAUAUAUUUAAGAUGGAGGGGCUGCAGCUUGGGCGUGAUUUUGCUAUGAUAAGUUUGCUCUAACAUGCACACUUAUUUAGAUGUAGGUGUGCUUUUGUGCUCGUUUGUAGUUUUCUUCCCACUUUUUUCAUGCUCCUAAAAACGUUACUCAGGCAGAGGCCUCGACACCCACCAAAACACGAAAAGCGCAUCUCAAAUCGACUCACUGACUUCUAUCACAGCAGAGUUUGCUGCUGACCGUGGCACCUCUAAUAGACUGUCAAAAGCAGAAAACAGAACAAAAAGUCAGAAGCAUAGCCAUAGGGGUCCCGCAAUUUGAUCAUC
Messenger RNA from Amoebophrya sp. A25, 1327 nucleotides. NCBI's taxonomy places the organism in Eukaryota, Dinophyceae, Syndiniales, Amoebophryaceae. The record is from the annotation of a GenBank genome assembly.